CUCUUAUGCAUACUCUUACUAAAAUAUAUACAUCAUCACGCUGAUAAUCGACCCACUUCGGAGGGAGCAUAAUUUAAUUUCGCAUCGCGCGCUCUCCCCAAGUUUGCCGGGGGAAUGUCCGUGUACUCGCUGGAUUCCCUGGAAAACGAGCGGACAUCGACUCUGAAAAUCCCGGACUCGCUCGAACUAUGCACCGGAGGGAGUAAUGAAACCGCAGAGGUCGCCCGCGUAAAUCGGAGCAGCUCGAAGAAUGCGAUAAUUGCAUCGGGAGAAAAUUCGGCUGCUGCAGCGAGGCAAAAGGAAAUCCAGCAUCAGCUGCCGGCUUCCGGCAUUCCUCGCAAAAAGCUUGCCAGCGCAGCCCCACCCCCGGCUGCUGCUGCUGCAUCGCGACGACUCUCCGGACAGAAUAAGCGGCCCGAGUCUUACUUGGAACUCUAUCGUCGAAGAUUCAGUGCCGAGGCGUCGAGCUCCCCAGAGGCGGCUGGUUUGUCGAUUUGCGGCGACAGUUCGGGCCGACUUCACGACGCCGGCGCCGAGGAGGACGUCUCGCGGGACGAUCGGAGCGAGCUGAGCUUCUAUCGUCGACUCCUCGACGAGACCGAGGCCGAGGCUUACCAGCGGCGCACUUCUCGCGACGCGACGUGUUUCCGGCCUUACACCAUCGAGGACUACAGGAUUAUCAGAGCCACGUCCGCCAAGCUCGACCGGUCGCUCGGACCCGAUCGCGAGGACGUCUGCGCCAAAAGGGAGCGGCUGAUUCGUCGCAGAUCUUACGGCGACGCCGCGAGUGCCCUGAACUGCCAGCGCAUUAGUUCCGCGAGCAAAAAAGUCGUCGUCAGCAGCAGCCGUAACAAGCGGCAUCCGAAUAAAGAGAAGCGCCUCCACGAUGUUAGCGUCGCUACGGUGCAGGGCCCUCAAAGUCGUCGCGCGCUGGAAAUCACCGAGGAGCCCUCCAGCUCUUCCGGCGUCUCAAAGCUGGGAUGUCGGCCGUGGAACCUCAGCCUGAUCAGCGUCAUAGUCCUCGGCCUAUCGAACAUGCUGCUCACCUUCCUGCUGCUGCAGUCCGAGACCUGCGGCCGGUCCUCGAGCCUGGCUAGGCUGCUGGCCGACCCGGACGGCAACGACGAGGUCCUCGCCGGCAACAAGGACGAUCCGCAGGCGGCGAGCCUCCCGGGCGGCCCGUGCGUCCCCACGACGACGCAGGAGCGGUCCCAGCCGGAGCAGGCGCCGGGCCCGAUGGACGACUCCUCGACGGGCUUCCUCAACCUCGACAUCCGCCUCGGGCGCUGGGACUCGCGCCGGCUCUACCGCAUGUUCGACUCGGUGAUGACCGGCUCGCGCUUCGUCGAGCUGUCCGAGUCGAGCCGCGUCUGCCUGGCUACCCAGACGUCCCUCGAGAAGCUGAGCUCGCUCGUGCAGGUGGUGCACCAGUGGACGGGCACGAUAUCCGUGGCCCUCUACGCCGCCGGCGACGAGGAGUUCGAGGUGCUGCAGCGCUACCUCGAGUACAUGCGCCACUGCUACGAGCCGAUCCGCGAGCGGGUGACCUUCUCGCUGGCGGUGCCCCGGAACCGGCCGCCCCGCGCCCAGCCGCGCUACUACCCCCCGGACGGGCUGCUCGACUGCCAGAAGCCCGAGGGCACGCUCAACCAGAUGACCCGGGCCAUCUCGAACGAGCAGACCAACUGGCGCAUCCGCAACGUCUACCCGCAGAACCACAUGCGGAACCUCGCGCGCAAGAACUGCCAGACCGACUACGUCUUCCUGACCGACGUCGACAUCGUGCCCAGCACGAACCUCAGCCGCGUUCUCGACGAGUUCCUCGGCCAGGAAAAGUGCGACAAGUGCGCCUACGUCAUACCGACCUACGAGCUCGACGCCCGCGUGCGCUUCCCCCAGAACAAGAGCGAGCUCAUCCGGCUGGCCAAGAAGGGCCUGGCCCGGCCCUUCCACCAGAAGGUCUUCAUCCACAAUCAGUUCGCGACGAACUUUACGAGGUGGAUGCUGGACGCGACGCCCGGCUAUAAAGCCCACGAGAACUUAAAAAUGGGAAAGGCGUACGUGAGCCACGACGUAACCAACUUUGAGUUCCUGUACGAGCCGUUCUACGUCGCGAGGGACCUCGUUCCCCCGCAUGACGAGCGUUUUAUGGGCUACGGUUACACCAGAAAUACUCAGGUUUACGAGAUGUACGUGGCGGGCUACAAGUUCAAGGUCCUCUCGCCGACUUUUACGGUCCACUGGGGACUGCAGACCCGCAAGAGUCGGCCGGCCUGGCGCGAGCGUCAGAACAGCGUCAACCGCAAGCACUUCGAGGUCUUCAAGAAGGAGGUGUUUGCGCGCUACAUGCGCGACCCCCUCAAGAUGCUCAAGAACCCCAAUUGACACAGGCCUCAUCUGCUCGAACGCGAGACUUGAAACAAUUUUCUUCUCUACCUCUCGGCGCGGUGUGUCGCGCGUAAAUUUUCGGCGUCUCUGUUUAUUUUGUUCGACUCUUCGUCGCGUUUUACGGUAUUAUAUUGGACAAUCAUGCUGUCGCGCGAAAACGUACGACCUAUGCAUAAAUCGCUCGGGGGUGCAAGGGCCUGUCUUUUUUCACUGAUUUUUAUGGUGCUGAUAUUGCGCGCUGAAUUGACUCGAUGCCCGCGCACUAGCUCUCGCGGAGGCUCGACGUUAAAGAGCGCGUUGACGUUUCAUUGGAUUCUACGACUAGAUUCAUGGUUUUUCCUCUAUGUAUGCUGUUAUCUAUAGUCGACGUUGUAGUGUCUGUGUGUAGUCGUUUUUCAAGCCGUGCAUGGCACGUACACUCGUGAUUAACCGCAGUAUUAGGACUGUACUGUACUUUUAUUUGGAUACGUGUAUAGAAGCGUUGAUGCAUCGUUUUGAUAUAAUAUAUAUACCGUAAUGUAGCAUAUCAUGAGUUGUACAGCUCUACUACACAAAUCGAUCGAGAAAAGAAACAAAACGUGUCAAAAUAUCAAGUAGAUUUUUAAAGCCGAGGAUAGUGCAAAUCGUUCGUACACCCAAUAAUAUCAUAAUUUUCGGCGAUAGCUGCGUUAUUCAAACACAAUGUACAUGAAUGUGCCAAUUAUAUAAAUUUAUUGUAUAGCCAAUUGCGUUAGAAACACAGGUUCGUUACACGUUCACACUUCGCGUAGAUACUUAUCAUUCCCCCAAAACACUUGUGUAAAUAAAAGCAAAGAUUAUUGCAGCGAGCGAAACGUACUCGCGCGCGUUUGUACAUACACUUAUACAAUACAGCACACACACACACACACACUGCGUUUAAAAGCAAAAGUUCUGCAGAAGCACAAAGCAAGCGAUAUGCAGCUCGGAUAGCAUCAAAACAAAAGAAACAAGCAACACACGCACACACAAUGAGCACACGAUGCAUAUAAAUCCUUAACGAAGCGUAUAAUAAGCUUUACUUUCGAUGUAUUUACACACGGCGUGAAUAAGCUCGGCGGAGUUUUGUACACUAGCGUCGGAGCAUAAAAAACAAAUGAAUAUAAAAAUAAAAACAAAGUUUGUACACGUAACGCGCGCGCGCGCGAGGCCGAGCGAUGUCGCCCUGCGCGCGCACUUGUAUUAUUAACGAUUAUAAUGUGUACGUGCACGCGCACGGACUUUUUAUAUGAAUUUGUGACGAGAACGUUGAGUGUAUUUCGAGCUGGAUAACGAAAGGGGGCAAUAAAAGCGAGAACUUCUAUACGACGUUA
Molecule: messenger RNA, 3719 nt
Organism: Nasonia vitripennis (jewel wasp)
Lineage: Eukaryota; Metazoa; Arthropoda; Insecta; Hymenoptera; Pteromalidae
Product: beta-1,4-glucuronyltransferase 1
Exons: 10
Coding region: 115-2385 (756 amino acids)
Molecular function (GO): glucuronosyltransferase activity
Source: RefSeq, a predicted model, not a curated record